GCCAAUAAAGAGUGUUAACUGGGCAGAACGUGGGCAUUCACAUGUGCUCGUGAGUCUUCUGUGGCUUUUCGCAUUGGAGUACAGGGCCAGACUGAAGCAAGAGAGAAAAAUCAUCUGAUGAAAACAAACCGAUGCUUCUCACUGCACAGGGAAAAGGGAAUGGGUCCCAGGGCUUCUUCAAGCUGGCUGUUGAGGAACGAGGAAAAUUCAAGUAAUUGAUGGAUUGAAUGAAACGUAGCUCAGGCUUCAAGGACAGUGUACUUAAUUCUCUGAGUCUCUCACAAGAAUUCCAAAUGAAGGGGGAGAUUUAGAGAGAGGGGAGAGGACAGGAGAGGAGGGAGCCAGGCGAGGAAAGGAGGACAGAAGAAAGAGAAGACUGAACCUCGCAUUGGGGAAGGCAGACCCAGAAAAGAAGGAACAGCAAUGGACCGACAUGAAUGCAGUCACACUGGACCGUAUAUGAAGAACAAAUGUGCCAGAGGAUCAGAGCUGAGAAUCAUUCUGGUGGGCAAAUCAGGAACCGGCAAAAGUGCCACUGGGAACAGCAUCCUUGGGAAGAAAGCAUUUGGGUCACAGCUGACUGCCCAGCCGUUUACUAAGACUUGCAGUGAAAGUCAGGGAAGCUGGGGAGAGAGAGAGAUAGUCAUUAUUGACACACCGGAUAUGUUUUCUGGGGAGGACCAUUCCGAUUCCCUGUGCAAAGAGGUGCAGAGGUGCUACUUACUCUCUGCCCCAGGACCCCACGUGCUGCUCCUGGUGACCCAGCUGGGCCGAUUCACCACCCAGGAUGAGCAGGCUGUGCAGAGGAUGAAGGAGAUCUUUGGAGAAGGUGCCAUGAGUCACACAAUUGUCCUCUUCACCCACAAGGAAGACCUCGAGGGAGAAUCCUUGACGGGUUACAUCCAGGACACAGAUAACACAGCCCUAUGCAAGCUGGUGGCAGCAUGUGGGGGGCGAGUGUGUGCCUUUGACAACCGUGCUACAGGGAGCGAUCGGGAUGGCCAAGUGAAGGAGCUAGUGGACCUGAUGGAAGACCUGGUGUUGGAGAGAAGCGGUGACCACUACACCAAUGGGCUCUACAGCCUAGUAACAGCGUCAGAGUAUGGACCUGUGUGCGAGGAGGAAAGUUUCAAGGAUUUCAAAAGAGCUCUUAGGAAGUACAUGGAAAAUCAGAGACGUUACUCCGCCAGGGCCAAAGCCAAUUACCUGAAACAAGCUCUCAAAACACCAGUCUUUAUUUUACUUUUUAUUCAAUUGUUUGUCAAAUUGCUAAUUCUGUUAUUUUGUGUAUUGUAUAGAAUGUGCGUCUCAUUUUGCUGCUUUCUUUUUAGUGUAUGCUGUUUGUUCUGUAGCUUCCUGUUAAUGAUAGCUAAAAUACUGAUGAUCAUUUUGAGAAAGAUCACUGGGCUGCAAGGCAAGACCCCUACAUUAUAGUUACAGGUCAGCGAUUAUUUAUUCACGGCCAGAUAUGGGAUGAAUCCAAGUGCCGUCCCCGGAAAACGCAGUGCCUGACAUCAGUAAAUGUUAGCUAUUCUGUGAAGGGUUUAAAUCUUAAAUCUCUCAAUGAACCAUAUUAUUUUAAAAGUUACUGACGGUUUUGAAAUGUAGCACGAAAUCCUUUUGAAAGCUUGUAAACAUAAAAUUCCUCUCAUUUGCAAACCUCUAAAGCCAGUUUUAUGCUCCUGGAAACGCCUUUUCUUCUUUAUAAUACUGCUAUUUCUACUGAAUAUAAUUAAAACAACAAUAAAAUUUCUACUCAGUAUACUAACACAGCAAUAAUAAAUAAGCUGUGAAGUUCCUGAGAGCCCAUGCCUUUAAUUCUGUUGUGUCAUUUUAUCCUCAGAAGUUGGUAAGUGAGCGCAUGGUUCAUUUACUCUAGAAAGGGAUGAAUCCAUGUGAAGCAACCACACACAGACACGCUCACACAUCAGUCGUCUGUAAUUCAUGUGCAUCAGAUUUGCUUAAUAUUGAAACGGGCUUGGCCAGAUUUUAUCUUUGGCCCCAGUCCUGUUUAGUAUUAAAACACACACAGAGGCUCACCCUUCACACAGGUGGGAAUAGUGCAGCAUUGUUCUGCUAACUAUAGUGGAAUUUAAAACUAAAUUUAAAUUUUAAAAAGUUUAAAAAAUAGAGUAAAAAUUAUAUUUUCCUAAUUUUUUAGCACUGAUUAUGGUUCAUGUAUUAACAAAGUGAAGUAGAAAUUUAGGUAAUGUCUUCAGUGUGGUUAUUGAUCUGGAUUUUUAUGCAAAAAAAAAAAAAGAAAAAAUCGAGCUCUUCUCAGACAAUGGAGAAGAGAGGGAGCCACAGGUGCACCAGCAGAACUCCUCAGAGCACCUGAAAUGAGGAGGAGAUGUGGGUCCUGUGGAGCUUCAUGGGGGUGGACCAGCCCACAGAAGUGCCUGAACACCACAUGGUUAGAAAGUCAGAUGCCAUCCUCAGGUUGUCUCACCAACUGAUAGGAUUUCCUUAUUUCUAUAUCAGAAUGUGACAAACACUUUAAAGGAAGUCAGUCCUUCUCUUUAAAUCUUGGCUCUAGUCAAAAGGAGUGGAUGCCAGAGGACGCACCAACUCUCCUGGCCCAGGUUCCAGGUGUGGAGGAAGAAGGUGUUUGUGAAAGGGGCCCUAGAGCCCUACCAGCUCCACCUGGAGAAGGAGGGGCCUACACACCUCUGCAUAGAUGCCAUCUCUUAAUGGGGUGGCAGGAUGGACUUCGAGGUUAGGGUGAGCUGCGGUCAUGGGGCCUGAGGGCCCUGGUGACAGUAAGCUGGGCUCUAUGACACAUGGCUGGGAAAAAGCCUAUCAUCGAUUCCCCUCUGUAGCAUCCUCAGCAGCCCUGCCAGGUUCACACAGAGGCUCUGAGCUAAGGGGUGGAAUAAAAUCUAACAAGUCGAACGAGAGCAACUCGGCAACCCAAGGGACAGCAGGGAAGGGGCCGGGCUUCAGGGGAUGGCCCAUGGCCCCAGCUUGGCCUUCACUUCAAAGCUGCUUACCAGUGCAGCUGAUUUUAACCUGUUUCUCUUUCAUUUUUCUACUCUCUCACCUACAUGGGUCCACAUGUCAUUCGUUACCUACAGUUUAUGUCUUGUUCGCAUAUGGAAAUAUGAUUGUAAAAUAAAAA
Messenger RNA from Ailuropoda melanoleuca (giant panda), 3118 nucleotides. Its product is annotated as GTPase IMAP family member 2. Lineage: Eukaryota; Metazoa; Chordata; Mammalia; Carnivora; Ursidae. The record is from RefSeq and is a predicted model, not a curated record. Gene Ontology annotation, cellular component: endoplasmic reticulum. Gene Ontology annotation, molecular function: GTP binding.